Molecule: messenger RNA, 2456 nt
Organism: Amoebophrya sp. A25
Lineage: Eukaryota; Dinophyceae; Syndiniales; Amoebophryaceae
Source: the annotation of a GenBank genome assembly
CCCCCCUGUAAUACGCGAAUUAGUCGUCUCUAUCAAGAUAGAUUAGAUUAAUCGUGGAUUACCUAUAUUCCGCUGUAGUUCGGCCGGAGCGUAUGGGCCUUGAGGAGCGAUUCCAAACAAUAGUCUGCUAAAGACUAUGUUUGGGGAACUACCAGUGAAUAUAUAGUCUCAAUUUGGGCACCUUCGCUGUAAUGGUGAUUGGAAUAUAAGUACCACCGGACGGAGCUCUUAAAAGGAUGGCUCCGACGCCUCACUGCGUAGGGGGGGCAGUGUAGGACCUGGCCCGGGUGUAAACAGGGCGGCUCUUUGUGAAGAAGUGCGCCAAUAACUCCAAGGAACAAAUGUUGAGUGACUAAAUACUCUAGGCGGCUGCUGCCGAGAUCGACCCGGUAGGGCGGCUGCCAUUAUUAGGACUAGAGAGCUUGGAGGAUCAGCAAGAGACUCCGACUGCAAGGCGGCGCUGUGAACAACGCCUAGGUGUUGCCUCAGCUACCAAGCUGUAGUGUGGGCCUCAGAGGGGGGGCCGAUUGCGGAUCAGUCUCGUUCCCCAUUUUGUAAGUAGGAAAGACAAAGACGCCUGAAGGUGAAAACCAGCAAUGUAUCUAAACCUAACAUACACAUAGCGACAUUCGUGAAGGUGGCCGACUGUCUUAGUGUGCUUGAGGUCUUUUACUGUGAGCAUAGCCCCCGUAUGCGAGUUGCAAAGAUGAGAUAUGACAACGCAGAUCGAUCGCCAAAAUGUUGAAUGCUGAGGAACUAGCGGCAAGCACUGCCCUCGGCAACUGCGUGUGACCCGCAGCGCGGCUCUCUGAUGAAGUAUGUGCUCGCCUUACCUCUAUGUUGAGCCUUGGCGGCUCCCACUUGCUGAAAGCUGACCUUGGAGCCAAAUGGUCGGUAGCUGUGAGCCCCUCCGUACGUGUGACGUUUUAAGUUCAGGCGGUUCCAGAACCGGCGGCGCAACCUGAACUGACACACGGACAAGAGGGCGACCGCGGGCGGCGGGGCAGACUAUACGGGCACCUUGUGAGCAGUUUCGUCAGCUUUCUAUUGUUGUGAGCACAACCGAAGGAGGCAGACGGCCUAGUCUAUCCGCAGCAGAGUCACAUCGUCGGAAGCUGCGGGGCAGGGUGGUUUGGGUGAGUGGGUUGGUCUUGGAGAAAGACCGACCCACUCAGGAGGCGGGACAGGGAGGGAUGGGGACCCCAGCCACUUAAACUAGCUAGUUGGCUACCUAUCUUCAGUCACUUUCUUAUCUCCUAGUCCUACUAAUUCCAAAAAUUUUCCGUAGUGAGAGAAUGAGAGCGCAUUUUCCUUCCAUGCCAUGGGCUGGGGUUGCGUACGGUUUUCUCCUGACAAUCUAUCUUGGCCAUGCAUUUUGGUGGCCCAAUCUUUUGGAGCUUUCUAGCUCUCUAUGUCAUUUCAUUCAUGGCCAGCAUUUACAUUGGCACUGCUGGGUCUUUAGGGCUGCUCCCACGCAGCGCACCGCAUUACGUGGCAUUCUGGUCAAAAGGUCGGCCCUUGUGUCUGUAUCCUUCGUUUCAAUUUCAUCACGAUGACAUCAUCAACACUAUGUAAGUAAGAUUAUAGAGACGACCACGAUCCCGCACGUGUGGCUCUAUGUAUGCGGCUUCUACCUUUCCCUACGGUACCCCAGUAGACCUCUCUUACUGUAAGCAAACUCCGGAGCAAAAUUCACCCAAAAAAUCGCGAUUACGUUGCAGCAGGAAACUGAAAAACCGGAAAAACUGUCGUGCUUUUUCUUCAACAUCAGGAACAGAGAGCUGUAUGAGCGAUGGUUUGCUAACAUGGCCGGUGAUGUGGGUGAACAAGAUGGAAACCCGAAAAUUAUCCCAGCCAUUCAGGUGAAACGCGAUGGCAUUGAGGGUCUUGAACCUGAACCAAGCGUGAGGAGGACUGAAAGACAAUUAUCAACGUCAAGCAAGUAAUGAAAAUGAUUUAGCUGCGAGCUUUUUAUUCUUGUUUUUUUGGCUGUCUAUCUCCUGAGCAGCACAUUAACCUUUGCUGCUCUUAAUCUGCUCUGCGAAUUAGGCUUACCGGAAUUUCGACUGAUGAACAAUCUUCAACUUGUAUGGACCACCUCACGGAGUGGGAAUUUGUAUAGCUGAAAUAUGAGAAUGUGCCUCAAGGGUCAUUUUUCGACAAUAAUGGAACUACUACAUCACUCACAUGCAUUUGUUGACUGUGCCAGCCAUCCAAAUGGCACGCAUUGUUCCAUGAACAACGUACGAAAAUGUCACGAAACCAACUGUCUCUCUUGUAGUACAUUCAACUAAACAAGAAAGAGCAAACAUAAAACGAAUUUUGAUGCCGCCGACCCAUAUAAAUGGGAAGGUCGGGAGGCCACGGAUAGUUUAAACGAUGUCAGAUUGAUACAGAUUCUGAAGACUCAACGUGCUCAACUUAGCACUUACGCGUUUCAUGACCAUCUUCAGAGG